AUGGGCCAGAAAACAGUUCUCAUCACAGGUUGCAGUGAAGGUGGAAUAGGUGACGCUCUUGCCCGAAACUUCCACAAAAGAGGCUUUCGAGUUUUUGCCAGCGCUCGCAAUACCGAGAAAGUCGAACAUCUUAAGAAAAUGGGUCUCGACAUUGUACAACUAGAUGUCACCGACGAAGAGUCAAUCAAAAAAGCAGUGUCAACGGUGAAGGCUGCAACAGGGGGAUAUUUGGACUUCCUGGUCAACAACUCGGGCGCUGGUUACUGCAUGCCCUUGUUGGACUCGGACAGUUCAGUAGCGAAGAAGAUAUUUGAUGUUAAUGUAUUCGCUGUCGUUGCCGUAACUCAAGCAUUUGCACCACUAUUGAUUGGCUCAAAAGGAACGAUUAUCAACAUUGGGUCAGUGCUUGGCAAGAUGCCUCUCCCAUGGCAAGGUUAUUACAACGCAAGCAAAGCCGCCGUCGCUAUCUUGACUGACCAAAUGCGUAUUGAAUUUUCUCCCUGGGGAGUCCGAGCAAUUCUUGUCACUACUGGUGCAGUCAGGACAAAAUUAUUCGAGAAUCUUCCUAGUAAACCAGUUCUGCCUGAGGGCUCCCUUUACUACCCGGCGAAGGAUGUGAUUGAGCCAGUAUUGACUGGAGCCGGGGUUGAGAAAAAUGCUAUGGAUGUCGAUCAAUAUGCUGAGGUGGUUGUCAACAACGCAAUCCAAUCAAGACCCAAGAAGCAUGUCUGGUCAGGUGGAGGGGCUUUGAUUACUUGGCUGGCUUCAACGUUCGGCUGGUCGACUAUUUGGGUUGGCGGUUUCCCCUUGUUCGAAGAGAACAUGCUCAUCCAUUAUGCUAACACAUCUGCAGGACCUCUUACUGCCUCCUGUCGUUCACAUGUCAGAUAUAUCGAAUAA
Messenger RNA from Aspergillus niger, 900 nucleotides. RefSeq lists its product as uncharacterized. Gene Ontology annotation, cellular component: lipid droplet; endoplasmic reticulum. The record is from RefSeq and is a predicted model, not a curated record. Bases 1 to 900 code for a protein of 299 amino acids. Gene Ontology annotation, molecular function: acylglycerone-phosphate reductase (NADP+) activity; triacylglycerol lipase activity. The transcript is spliced from 2 exons. Lineage: Eukaryota; Fungi; Ascomycota; Eurotiomycetes; Eurotiales; Aspergillaceae. Gene Ontology annotation, biological process: triglyceride catabolic process; phosphatidic acid biosynthetic process.